Trichoderma atroviride IMI 206040 is the source of this 1814-nucleotide messenger RNA. RefSeq lists its product as uncharacterized. NCBI's taxonomy places the organism in Eukaryota, Fungi, Ascomycota, Sordariomycetes, Hypocreales, Hypocreaceae. The record is from RefSeq and is a predicted model, not a curated record.
GUCUUGGUGCUUCGAUGGGCUCCCUUACGAUGGCUUCAUCGACAAUUGCCGUCGCCUCAUGCUAAAGUCACAUUCCGUUUUUGCCGUGUGUUUGCUUUUUGCCGUUGUCUGUUGCCUCCCCACCAACACCAGUCUUUUCUCUUGAUUUCCCGCCAUUGUCUCUUUUGAAGCACCCUUGUUCAGUAUUUCUGCUUUCUUGUGAAAAAUAGCAAAGAAAGAGGCCGCCGGAUCCUCAAACAUGGCUCGUUUCGUCGAUCUCGAUGACGAGGACGGCCAGGCGCAGCCAAUGGCUGCUUGGCCGGCGCCGGGCAACCCUCUGGCACUGCCCGAGCACGGAUCGGCCGUGACGAUGGCGGUUGGGCAUGGAGAUUGCGCGCGCAGGUUUCCCAGCAGGAAGAGCACCAUGACGGAAAAGCCGCAGCAGAAUGGAGAGGGGGCGGCGACUCACAGCGCCAUGGAGGAGGCAUUUCAGUGUUAUCCCAUCGUCGUCGGCAUUAUUUCCUACAUUGACCUCAACACCCUCGACUCAUUGGCCCGCGCAAGCCGCUUCAUCCACGAUGGCCUGAUCCAGUACCGAGCGAGCCUCGUGGGCGCAACGCUGCGCUGCUCUCGAGAAGGCGUUGCGAUCGAUCCAGAGCAGACGCUGCGAUACCGCGCCAGGGCGACAGACUGGAGUUACAUGCAAGACGACAACAACUACAACGGCAAGGCGGGCAGCUGCGCUCGCGACAUGGUGGCCGAGUGCAGGAGGUGCGCCGACAUCAUCUGCAGGAACUGUGCUAUAAAGCCUCCUCUUAUUGCUGCUCUGCGCGAGCGACACCGCCGGCUUUGUGUCACUUGCGUCAAAGCUCCCAUUGCCGCGCUGGCCGUGCCGGCAUUGGAUACAUGCCUGCCUCUGGAUUCAGAUGCCGUGCAGCGCGCAAUCUGCCAGUGCGACACAGAGGGCGUCUGGCUAUGUCAGCCUUGCGGGCAUAGCAUUCGCAACGCCGACCACGAUUAUAAAGCCAUCUGGCGCUGGCGUACCAAGUACGGAGGCUUUACAGGCAUUGGCGACGGCGAUCGCGGCGUCAUCUGCGGCCGCGAAGAAGCCUGUCUCGCUGCUCGCGAGCGCGAAAACGAAAUCGACUGCGAUGCCGAAGACGCCCGCGGCAGCACCCUGGCCCCGUGGUCGACCGGGUCCUCGUCCGGCACGCCGAGCCCGGGCCCACAACACGCCGGCACCACACCCCCCGGGGCCCCCGCGGGGUUUCCCUUUCCUGCAAACGGCACCAUCGAGUCCAUCAUUGACGAGAUGCGCCAGCAGCGGACGCCCUCGCCGCAGCUGGGGCCGGGCUACGAGAGACACGAAAUCGAGGGCAUUGGCGGCAUCGUCAAGAGGAAGCUCGUCCGCAUGGUUCGCGUGGGGGCCUGUGUGCCCGAGUGGGAAGACGAAAAGGGCAGCAACAGCAAGAUUCUGGCCCGGGAGGUGAAUGGCGCGGCGCGGAGCUGGUGCGGCUGGUGCUGGAGAGUCAUUCCUGGCGAGAAGGACAAGAGGCAAUGCGCGAAGUGAAUACAUGGGGGGGAGGACAAAAGGUCGAAUGACCUAGACGGCUAAAAUGGGUCUCCUUGAUGGCGUUUCCUUGUUAUUUUCACAUGUCUCUCUCCUCCUUUGACUCUUUCAUACAGGGCAUUUUUCUGGGGGGAGAUUUCAGAGCAUAGUUUCUGGUCGAGUGAUUGACGGAUGCAGAGAAUCACGACUUUUACUAUAUAAUAUUCCUCAACGAUAAUGAUAGUACCUCCUACAAUAGAGACGAAUCUCACUCAAAACAUUUUUU